AUGUCUAUGAAGGUCAUGGCCGUUCAGGCGAUCCUCGUCUUGGGUCCGCAAGUCCAUCGCGGUGCCAUCGCACUACCACCGCCACCACGACUACUACCACCGCGAUCACUACCACUGCCACCGCCGGGCGUCAUCCUGCAGAAUUUGAGGCCUUUGGGACCUGUCACCGUUGUGCAGAACUCGAGGUUGCUGAGACUGCCACCCGAGCUUCGCAAUCGCAUCUACGGUCUAGUCCUUCUCGACGAGGUCCAAGAAUUCCGCUUCUCUUUCCACCACUAUCCGACCUACCCACCAGUUCUCCAAGUCUGCCAGCAGAUCCGACACGAGGCGCUGUGCAUCUACUUCCGCUCAGCACACUUCGAGUUCAUAAUUCACUGGCGUGGCUUAGGCGCUCUGCUUCGCUACCUCGAUGGGCUGGAUGCUCAGGCACAGCUGCAGCUUCUACACAACACGAACGUCAGCGUCCACGUCAUCUACGACGACUACCACCCGUGGUACAAGGAGAUCACGAAAUUGAUGGGUCAAUUCGCGUAUGCAUACCAACAUCAUGGUCCUUACAUCACAGCGGAGGACUACGAGUUCGAGCGCGCGGAUGUGAGUGAGAUGAGGUCCAAGGCUGCACGGGUGAAAGUUCGUGCGGCUAGAAGGGCUGCAGAGACCAAGGCUACUGAGAAGAAGGGCGCUGACGUUGUCAAGGCUGAUAAGCUGGCUGCGAAGGCUGUGAAGCACAAGGAUGUGGGGAAGGCGUUGUUGCAUCGUGAGCUAGGCGAGGUCUGGGAUCAGAUCAUGGUCGUUCUUGGGCCGCCGCUUGAGGACGAUGGGUCCUACCACGAGUCGCGUGUGAAUUUUUAA
Recurvomyces mirabilis is the source of this 852-nucleotide messenger RNA. RefSeq lists its product as uncharacterized. NCBI's taxonomy places the organism in Eukaryota, Fungi, Ascomycota, Dothideomycetes, Mycosphaerellales, Teratosphaeriaceae. Bases 1 to 852 code for a protein of 283 amino acids. The transcript has a single exon. The record is from RefSeq and is a predicted model, not a curated record.